AUGCAGGGAAAUGACUCAUAUCCUCUAUAUCGUCGCCGAGAAGAUCGUCCACCUGUACCAUUGCGUCAAAAUUCUCGGAUAAAAGUAGACAACCGAUGGGUAGUUCCCUACAAUCCAUUUUUGCUCUUAAAGUACGACUGUCACGUCAAUUUAGAGAUAUGCAGCAGCAUUAAGUGUGUCAAAUAUCUCUAUAAAUAUAUACAUAAGGGUUCAGAUAGAGUAUCCAUGGAAGUUAAGAAUGGUGAUGAGAUUGCACAAUACGUGGAUGCGAGAUGGAUUUGCGCACCCGUAGCUUUUUGGAAAAUCUACAAAUUCCCAUUAACUCGAAUGUAUCCAUCUGUUGAUCGUUUGCAAGUGCAUUUGCCAAACAUGCAUCAAGUGAGAUUCGAAGAGAACUGCCUAAUUUCAGACGUAUUAGAAGACCCAAGAAACUCCAGAACGAUGCUGACUCAGUUCUUUAAGAUAAAUGAAACUGAUCCAGGUGCAAGAAGAUUUCUUUAUAGAGAAUUUCCAGAGCACUACAGGUGGAUUAAGUCUAGGUGUGAGUGGCAGAUUAGGAGAAGUAAUCAGCGAGUUAUUGGUCGAUUAGCUGCUACGGAAUCCCUUGGUCUAAUUGAGAGUGAUGAAAGCAUCCGUCAGUGUAUUUUAGAAGUGUCUUUUGUAAGAAUGCCAUCAUCAUUACGAAGAUUAUUCGCAACCAUCUUGGUAUACUGCCAACCCACUGGAUUACGUGCCCUAUGGGACGAGUUCUUCACGUACAUGGUUGAGGAUUAUCCAUCUUCAAGCACGACAACUAACAAUGGUGUUCUCACUCAUAAGCUUUUGCAGGAUUUAGAUCGUUUAUUACGGCCGCUGAGAAAAAGAAUUUCUGACUUCACAGAGUUGCCAAGUUUACCUGAAAGUACUGAGGACAUCGAUGAUCUUCCAGCAAUCAUGGAGGAGUACUUUUCUGUGCCAGUUCCAGAAGAGGACUUAACGUGCGUGACACUUUAA
This is a messenger RNA of Beta vulgaris subsp. vulgaris (sugar beet), 993 nucleotides long. RefSeq lists its product as uncharacterized. Lineage: Eukaryota; Viridiplantae; Streptophyta; Magnoliopsida; Caryophyllales; Amaranthaceae. Bases 1 to 993 code for a protein of 330 amino acids. The record is from RefSeq and is a predicted model, not a curated record. The transcript is spliced from 2 exons.